AUGCUUCAGGCCAUCAGGCGGCAUGUGCCGCAGCACCCACCACCUGGAAAGCAGUAUAUGACCUCGGUUCCAACGGAAUCUAUGGACGAGUUUUGGCUGCCAAUCUCCCGGUUCGACUACAGCAGUUCUGCAAAGGAUGGAUUUUUUCCGAACAACAGCAACUUCCGGUCGCACUACAAAGAAUUUGUGGUGCACGGAUACCGUUCUUCCUAUGAAGCCAUUCAAUGCAAGUUCCCCUUGGCCGAUUCCAACAGGGUAUUGCUAGACUGGUCAACUGGCUUUGUCGACGGCAUGACCAAGAUCAUGCUGUGCCUGUGCAUCAUAGGAUUUUGCGAAGAGCUAGAGUUCACAGAUGAGCAGCUGAGAGAUCCAGAUUUGCGACGCACACUGGAUUCGUUUGGACUCCAACCAGAAGCCUUGGCCAUGGACUUUUGGGUUCCUGGUGUUCACACACGUGCUGAGAACCCUCGUUUCAGAGGAAAACCGCAACUAGAGGAAGUCCUUUGCACGACAAAGGACACAUCAGAGCUCUUUUUUCAGCAUGCGAUGGAGGACUUCAACCGCAAGGUGUCAAAGACAGCCGCUCAAAAGGCCAAGAAAUUUGCAAUGUUGGACAUCGAUGGCCUGGUCAAUCUUCACGACAUUGUGUGCCUGUGGAUUUGGCUCCGCGAACGGCUCCAAAGGGCAUUUCCGAUGGAGACUGUGGCGAAAUAUGAGAACCUCUUUCAGAAGGGGUCGCUUGACAAUGACCUUGGGACCAUCAUGAAGUGCGGGGAAGAGUUUGACUGGCAGAGGAUCAACUUCGUUUUGGAGAUCAAAGGGGAGACGCUUGAAAACUUCGUUUCCCAAGCUCAGUGCUCCACCAAGAAUGCCAUGGAGCGUUCAUUGGAAGCAGCAUUCCAAGCAUGGCAGCAGCAGCUCAUUUCUGACCAAGCAGUGUUCCAGAAUGAGUUGAUUUUGUCUGAGAGGGAAACCGUGAAAGCCAGAGCAGCACUGGUCAAGAGUUUGGAGGAUGACGAUGAGGUGAAAAAGGAUGAAGGGUCGGAGUCAGGUCAGGAUACCAUGAAAGCUGAGGAAGCUGACGUUCGGGAUGUGAAGUACCAGUUUGAGAAAGAGUUCUCGCUGAAGGAUCGUGGCCUCAAAGUGCGAGACCUGACGUUUGCGUUUGAUCCAGUGGCCAAUGGCUCAGACUUUGUGCGACGAACUCUUGCAGCCCUUUCACCCACUGGAAAUCCGUUGGGAUCCGCUGGUGCUACCAUGCUGAUCGACCUUCAUGCCUAUGAUGGAUCGCCGGGCAUAGCCUCCCUGGAGGUGCGGGUCACCUUGGACGUGUAUUGUUGGAACCUGUGUGAGGAGAUGGCUGAGAACCGCAAGGUUUUCUGUGGCUCGGUGGUUUUGGGGACCUCGCCUGACACCAUUGUCUCCCGCUUGGCCAACAAGAUCUAUGCUGAUUGCCGUGCCAAGAAGCUCUCCAUCAGCCAGUUUCCUGACUAUGAGCCUACCAUUCAGGCUUUGAAGUCUGGGGGAAACCGCGUGGAUCCAAACACGUACAAGGUUUGCGUGCCUCAGGGAGGGAAGCUGCUUGUUCUCCAAAGCCUCGCCCAAAAGUGGGUAGACCAGGAAUCGACCAGCACCCGCGCUUCGGAGUUGAUUGCUGGCCACAACGAGAAGUUCAAUGAUUCGGGAGAGUACUGGGCCUGUGAAAGGCACAAGGUGUCUAUCAACAGUUGCGCAGAACUUUGUGCCAACGGUGAAGCUGCUGAUGUGAUGCGGGAUGCCACCGGCCGUUGGGUAUCAUUCGUGGUUUCUGGUCAGAGCUUGCUGCUGGUCGAGAGGAAGACUGUCCCGGAUCAUUUGGCUGCCCUCAGCAGCCUUGACAGAGUGGCAAGUUUGGAUGAAAUCUUGUUGGAACUGCAGGAUGCUGGCGAGGUGAAGGUGGAUGUCUCCCACCACAAACGGGUGGACUCGGAGUGGGCAUCUGCAAAGCCAUUGGUUUUUGUUCUUGACCCGGUGAAGGAUCCAAGUGUCAAAGCUGAGGACAAACCCAAGAAACGCAAGGCCGAGAAGAGCAAAGCACCUUCAGUCAACUUGAAGAACUACGGGGCCAGACUGGACAUGGGAAAGGUCAAAGCUUCUAGCAAGCUGACGCUUGCUUGGCGAGCAAGGUUCGAUGGUUGUCAAACAUGGUUGAACACUGACUGA
This is a messenger RNA of Cladocopium goreaui, 2202 nucleotides long. The record is from the annotation of a GenBank genome assembly. NCBI's taxonomy places the organism in Eukaryota, Dinophyceae, Suessiales, Symbiodiniaceae.